AUGGAUGGUAUUCUUGCAGCAGCUGUAAAGGCAGCUGAAGGAGCCCUUAAGUUCGGGCACCCCACAGGUUAUGCCUGGCUGCAAACUGUGCGGGAUAUGAAGCGGCUGACGGGGCUGAUGAUGCACUGGCGGCUUCAGCUGUACCUACAGGUGACCGUGCUGCUGCUGCUGCUGCUGUUGCUGCUGCUGCUGCUGCUGCUUUUGCUUGCUGCAGUAUUUUCUGACUGCACGAAUGAACUGCAGCUGCAUCUGCUGCUGGAGCACUAA
Messenger RNA from Eimeria tenella, 267 nucleotides. RefSeq lists its product as uncharacterized. The record is from RefSeq and is a predicted model, not a curated record. The transcript is spliced from 2 exons. Bases 1 to 267 code for a protein of 88 amino acids. NCBI's taxonomy places the organism in Eukaryota, Apicomplexa, Conoidasida, Eucoccidiorida, Eimeriidae.